AUGCAACCGCAAGCCGAUGUCGCAAGAGCCAACCGACGGGAUUCCCUUCUCCUUGUUCCUCCUCUAAAGUCUUCCGCGCGCAACCAGAAGACGUUCGAGAAAGAACCAAACUAUCCUGCUAUACAGAUCUUUCGCAGAUGGUUUAAUAAGCUUAACAGCGACUUUUCCCCUUUACCGAAGGGCACAACCGCGGCCUGCUUUAGGCUUUUAUUUCCGGAAGAGGAUAUACGUCGGAAAUACGACAUGCAAGAAACAAGAUUGGCUGAAUGCCUCGCACAUGUUUUUGGCGUGGACUCGGAGCAGUUUCGAGCCUGGAAUGCGGAAGAAGCGUCGGGUUGUCUUGGACAGGAAGUCAAAAUUGUGUUGCAACGGUCUUGCCAUACAACCGACGGUUUUAUUAGUCCACUGACCAUUGAGCAAGUCGACGAGCUCUUGGAUGAGCUGGCAUCAAAUUCAGGAUACUCCCAUUCCUCCAUCCACUUGAAGUACCCUCGAGGGCGCCGUCGCUCUCGCCAAGCUAUUCUGCGACAAUUGUUUUGCCCCUUACCACCCUUCGAUGCUUCCUGCCUCACCCAAAUUAUCCUCAAAGACCUAAGGCCCAUUAUGUACCCUCUGUCCGAGACUCAUUACGCUGCUUCUCUUAGAGAUUUUAAUAGUGCAGCAGUUAAGAUGCUCACAAAGGAACACGCGAUGAACGUGUGGGAUCCCUCGGGCCUGAUGCGCAAAUCGUUUCAAGUCAGAUCUAGCAUCGAUAUUGCGGCUGGUAAUCAUGAGCUACCUCAUCAUCUGAAACGCAAGUUUGAACCCGAAUUGGGGAUACCUAUCCAGAUACCCAAGUCUGAAAAAGGACGACGCUGCAUAGAUGCUCUGGCCUACUUCUUUCGAUCAAAAAGGGUGUGGGCAGAAACAAAGUAUGAUGGCGAACGAGCACAAAUCCACGUUGUAGUGAAUGCAGACGGUUCAUCUCGAAUAACGAUAUUUAGCAAGAGCAAGAGAGACUCUACGCAUGAUCGCCAUGCUGUGCAUUAUAUUAUCCGCAAAGCCCUCGGUCUCCCUAGUGAUUAUACGCACUCUAAAAUAACGGCCGGAAGUAAAAUCAAACACAACGUCAUACUCGAUGCGGAAAUGGUCGCUUUCAAUGGGACCCAAGUUGAUGAGUUCUGGAGAAUAAGAAGGCUGAUCGAGAAUACUGCACAUGGUAUUCGUGGAGUUGGUAAGGGUACAAGGGUAACAGAAUACCAAGACGAGCCUAUUUCACAAACCUCGAUGCUAAGUGAUGAUUCUGAAGCGCGUCAACUUGGGCUCGUUUUCUUCGACGUGCUGAUGUUGGACUCCAAGUCCUUGCUUUCCAAAUCCUAUUCUGAACGGCGCGACAUUCUCGAAUCUCUGAUUUCUGUAACUCCGGGGGAAGCCAGACUGUCCGAGCGUUUUCCGAUCGAUAUGAAUGGCUCACAUCCUCCUGCUCGUCUUCGCACCAUUUUCGCCCGGCACAUUGCCACCCAUCAGGAGGGCUUGGUUCUCAAGUGCGAUGAAUCAAGAUAUAACGAUUACCGCCUACCCUGGGUGAAGUUGAAAAGAGAUUAUAUCCCCGGCUAUGGCGACGCGUUAGACUUGGUUAUACUCGGCGCUAGCUGGGAUAAAAAGCGGGCUUACGAGUUGCGCGUUUCGCCAACAGUACUCACUACUUUUUACGUGGGGACGGUUCAGAAUGCUCGUGAUCGCCGAUUAAAUCCUUCCAUCCGCCCGCAUUUUCUCGUCUACUUUACAGUGUCGUAUGGCCUAAGCCGUGCUCAUCUCGAAGAUUUAAAUUUCCUCAUCAGAAGCUUGGACCCGAUAUCCUUCUCACCGUCUAUGGAUACCAAAAAACUUGCAUUCACAUUCACUCUCUUUCCUGGCCUGCAACCACCUCCAUCUGUGAUCUUCCCAACACCUCUCCUUGCCGAAUUGUUUGGUGCUGGCUUCACAAAAAGCCCUGCUAGUCCCCAUUACGAACUUCGAUUUCCACGAAUAACCAAAGUCCAUCGGCCCAGUGAACGCGGCUGGGAUGAAUGUGUUGAUUUGGAGACACUACACAAGAUUGCCUGUGAGUCCGUCGGUAGAGAUGGGACCGACAAGGAAAUCCGAGAUUGCGUCAAUGCAAUAUGGGGGCAACCAGCUUCGCCCGGGGUAAAAUCUUCUUCAACACUGCAGGCUCGGAUAGACGAGUGGGAGGUAAAGCUGGCAAUUUUGGAUGGGGAGGAACCAUCGGUGUCAUACAUUCCCGAUUCUCCCACAAAGCCCGCGAAAAGGAGACGGACAAGCCCGGACUCGCUGGAUGACGUUCUCAGUCAACCUUUGGGUGUCAAAACCAACGUGGUUGGCAUUACGGAAGGGAAACAUGCGUUGGAUCCACCCAAAUCUUCGUCUCAGAUAUCGCAGAAUAGACGAUACCUGCCAAGUCCUUUCAGCUCGCCUUGCAGGCCUGCUUCCAGAAAUGCAUUUCCAUCAAGAGCCGGUGUGACAUUUCCGAUUAGGACGUCACUUGCGAAGAAACCGUCGUGCAUGGAGGAACUAUUGGACCAAGUGCUUGUGUGGUUUGUAGGUCGCAGGGGUCGCUGUCCUUCCUGUUCUUCAUGGAAGAAAAUGAUCCCAAAGGGGCGACGAAUACACUCCUUUGAAUCUCUCCUUGCUGCGUGUGGCUGGAAGGACGGUGUACCUGGCGUACCCUGGAUUCAGAGGGGCAUCAUCAUCGUGGAUGGUCACGAUGAGAACGGAAAGGACGGGGUCCAAAAACAAUUGGAACUCUGCCACAAGAGUAUGACGAGCUCGCAAAGGGAGGACCGGAAAGGGGUUUGGAUGUUCAAAUGCGGGGCCAUGAGGGAUGCGAUCUGUCUAAUGGAAUAA
Messenger RNA from Laccaria bicolor S238N-H82, 2883 nucleotides. RefSeq lists its product as uncharacterized. The record is from RefSeq and is a predicted model, not a curated record. Gene Ontology annotation, molecular function: DNA binding; DNA ligase (ATP) activity; ATP binding. NCBI's taxonomy places the organism in Eukaryota, Fungi, Basidiomycota, Agaricomycetes, Agaricales, Hydnangiaceae. Bases 1 to 2883 code for a protein of 960 amino acids. The transcript has 10 exons. Gene Ontology annotation, cellular component: nucleus; mitochondrion. Gene Ontology annotation, biological process: DNA recombination; lagging strand elongation; Okazaki fragment processing involved in mitotic DNA replication.